GCUUGUGGCGGUGGUUGUUAUUUUUUGGUUUUGGUUUUUAGUUGCUGUUUAAACCUGGUCGUGAGAGGGUAGCAGCCCCGUUUUCAGACGUUUCGUCACCCCGUGAUCCCCAGAAAGAAAGCAAGAGUGAAGGCAUAACGGUCGAUAGUGCAGUGCAGUGACAUCGGAGCCCAGCACCUCCAGCGCAUCCUGAUGGCCCCCGUGAGCGCCGCCGCUGCCGUUUCCUCGCCUACCGCCACCCACUCGCUUCAGGACAUGAGUGCAGCCGCUGCGGCCAUCGCGCUAGACAUGAAGCCACGGGGCGAGUGCCAUCCUUUGCUAUCCAGCGCCGCCCUGCCCUCUCAGAAGAUCAAGAAACUGGUGCGCCGCAACGCCUCCGACAAGCUGAAGCUCAUCCAGAUGGUCCACGAUAAUCCAAUCCUCUGGGACUCCCGCCUGCCAAAUUUCAAGGGUGCCGAGGAGGAGAAAAGCCGCGCCUGGGAGCAUAUUGGACGCGAGUUCAACGCCCCCGGCCGCCGCGUAGCACGGGCCUUUAAGUCCCUUCGCGAGUCCUACCGCAGGGAGCUGGCCCAUGUAAAGCUGAUGGGCAACGGGUUUAAGCCCAAGUGGAGCCUCUACGAAGCCAUGGAUUUCCUACGGGAUGUCAUCAGGGAGAGAAAGGGAGCUGCGCAUGCCACCGAUCUCAGCUUGAGCGCGUACGCUCAAUUGCAUAAUAAUAAUAACAAUAUUAAUAAUAACACCCAAUGCGUCGUGGGAGCAACCGGAAAAUCAACGGGCCUGAAGGUCUCAUCGUCCUUUACCGAGUCAGCUGCAGCGCUCAAUCUCUCUAAGUGCUCAUCGCUGAAUGUGAGCGGCGACGACUACUACUGCGAUUAUUACGUGAAGCCAGAGCUGGAUCUCUCGGCGGGGGGCGGCGCCGGCAGCAGCAGCAGUGCCAGUAGCUCUGGUGGAGGAAGCGGCAUACCACCCACUUUGCCGCUUCCCGCCCAUCAGCACCAGGCGCCCAACGACAGCCGGGUCAGCUCGACACGUAACGAGCACCAACGCCAUCAGCGUAAUUAUGAGGACAUGGAUGCCAGCUCACUGCGCAGCGGGGAUGAGGACGCCGGCCACGGAUCUGACGCAGUGGAGGAACUGGACGCUAUAGACGCUGACUUUCCCUAUCCCCUCAUUCUUGAUUCUAACUCGCCGGUGGGUACCAAUGCCGUCGACGAGGUGGGCCUAUCUUGCAAGCGGCGUCGCAACGGCGACCAGGACGGCCUGGAGGACGGAGAUGCUGAUGCUAUAGCCGAUGGGGACGACUACGAGGAUCAAAUGUUGCAGCAACACAGACACUUACGCCAACAGCAGAGCUCUGCUGUCCCAGAAGGGUUGGAUCUGCCACCACCGCAAACUGUACGCGAGGUCCUCAACUCCAAGUUCUGCGGAUUCAUCUCGGCAAAACUGAACAGCAUGGAGGAUUCAGAGGCGGACAACCUAAUGAACCGUAUCCUCCUGUUGCUCGUGCAAAUGCAACAGUGCGAGGGGGCUGCCAAGUAAGGAGCCCGUCGAAAAGUUGGCCGAAUGCUCUGGGUGUAGUUUUAACAGCCAAGAAAGGCGCAUCAUCCUUGAUGCAGCUGCUCAAAGCAAAAAAUUGUGGACAAUUUUCUACCAUAACCCUUGCCAUAUAAUAUGUGUAAACCUACUUGCCAAUACCAAAUCAGUGCCAUACCAAAAACAUCAAAGAAGCAACUAUAAAAAUGGUUAAAUCAAUAUAAAAAAUUCCUCUGCUCUCAUUUACAACAAAGAACUUAUACUUUAAGAAAAGACAACAAAUAUAAUUAGAAAAUGUAAGAGAUUAAGUAUACUACGAGGUAAAUGUUAAUUUCGUUUUAGGUCGAUCAACCGUAGAUCAGUCAUACAUUAAUGGCUAAACGCCUCAUCACAUGAACUAUACUUUUACAACGAACACACUAUGUAUGCUGAUCAUCUCGAGGAUCUUAUUAGAUUUAAGAACUAAACCAAUACAAAUUGUUUCGAAUAAAGGAAAAAGAUUUUUUGUGGUUAGUUUUAUAUUGAAAUGUAAAACGGCGUUUAAAAUCCGUUAUGAAAAUGUAUAAUAAUCGAUAUAAACGGCCGUACUUUUUGAAAAAAAAAAACGGCUAAAUUAAAUUCAAUUUGAAAUAAACUACAAAAACUGGUUAGAUAUGUUUUUAAUCUGCCUCAAAUGAA
Messenger RNA from Drosophila kikkawai, 2211 nucleotides. It is a transcript of the gene Mes2, whose product is annotated as Mesoderm-expressed 2. The record is from RefSeq and is a predicted model, not a curated record. Gene Ontology annotation, cellular component: transcription regulator complex; nucleus. NCBI's taxonomy places the organism in Eukaryota, Metazoa, Arthropoda, Insecta, Diptera, Drosophilidae. Gene Ontology annotation, biological process: regulation of transcription by RNA polymerase II.